Messenger RNA from Caenorhabditis auriculariae, 3685 nucleotides. The record is from the annotation of a GenBank genome assembly. NCBI's taxonomy places the organism in Eukaryota, Metazoa, Nematoda, Chromadorea, Rhabditida, Rhabditidae.
AUGCCGAUUGGCGAUCAGCUCGAUGACUUGUUGGUUCGAAGCGCACUCGUAGGGCUGCCGAAAAUUGGCUGGGACCCUUCUUGAUGUGCCAGAAGAAGAUUCUGAAAUUCUCAAUCUGCAUAACUCUCUCGUUUUCGAGAAAUAGGGGCCUAAAGUACAAAAUAGCCCAUUUUUAUGGAUUUUGAGGGUUUUCUUUGACUUUGAGGCGUCUUUUUUCUCCAAAAACGAGAAAGUUGUGCAGGUUGAGACUUUCCGAAUCUUUAUUUGGUACAUCAAAGAGCAUUCUGGUCAUUUUUUAAGAGAAUCCCAACCGCGAAGUGAAAUGGUUUUAUUCGUUGACGCACUAGAGAAAUGAGAAAAGUGUGGAUUCACUUGAGUGUUUUUUUUCUUCCUUCAAAGCAUACCUGGAAAUUUAAAAAAAAGUUUGGAACUUUUUAAAAUUCGACCACUUCUCAGCUCGAAGUCCGCCAAGUUUGCGAUGCCUACUUCGACUGCUUGGAAGACCGGAGGACCCAGGAACUCGCCUGCGACGCGAAAUUCCCUGCCGAAAGGUCCAUGGCGAAAAGAAUCAGCUAUCCGAGACCUUCUCUGACGCCUCAUUGUGGUGCUGAACUUCGUGGCGACUACGAGGAGCUCGAGAAGGUCAGGAAAAGCGUUGGCGAGCAGAUGCGACGUUGCGUCAACGAAUCGGCGCCGGUCGCGGUGGCCAUGUUGCAGAUGAAGGUUUCUUUCUUGAUUUUCUCAUGGUUUGUUGGAAAAAAGGUUGUAUAGUCGAUUCACGGCUAGCUUGGGACGCUAAGAGGCCGUGUCUGCGCUCUCCGCCUAUUAGGCGCUGUCUCCAUUUUAUCGUCUCAGGACCCAUUUUUCGAUGGCUCAAGCCCUCCUUAGCUUAGCUACACCCAAAAAAACCCAUUAAGGUCUCAAAGCGAAGAGCCACUCACAGUGUUAUUUUAGUGUGCUCCGCUCGAGACGGUAACGUUUUAAAAGCACUUCAGAAUGAAAAUCUGACGUAGUCACAGCUCCUUUUUGCACUGAUCUACAAAACUGAAAAAAAACUAAGAAAAAGGAAGGUCUCGAAGCGAAAUUUGGGCAAAUUUGGUAUACGAUCUCUUUCUGAAGAAAAAGACCAAGGCUUUUGUGAUUCUAAUAAUUUUUAAGUUAAAAAAAGGCUUUUUCCGUCUAGCUUUUCAAGAGUUGAAAGUGCGCUCCAACGAUAAAAGCUUGAUUCUCUGGGUUUUCGGGGUUUUCUAAGACGAGCCAGAGCCACGUAUUUGUUAGAAAAACGCCUAAAAGCCUGAAAAUUUUGAAAUUAAUAUGUCGCCGACUCAUGGCUAGCUUGGGACCCCUGUCUGCGCUCUCCAACAACCAGGCACUAUCUCUUUGCUUACCGUGUCAGGACCCUUUUUUCGGUGACUCAAACUGACCGUAAGUCAGCUGUAGAUUUUUAUUGUCGAGCGCAAUGACGUUACUUAUAAUUCCCCUCUGAAGUACUGAUUUGUUCACUGCUGUAUUAGGGCGGAGCUUGAGAAACUGUUUCAAAAGUUUUCACUGCAUCUACAAUGUAAGAAUACAUGUGCAAUCGACUUUCAUUGAUUUAACUGUGUUUUUAAACGGCGGCAGGAACUGUGGUUUAGGCAGAGAAGUUGUGAAUUUCGCUCGUAGAACGCAGGUACAAGAGAGGUCGUAGGAAGAAGUACGGUGCCGGUUUUCCAAAGACCGAUGGCAGAGAUUGAGCCUUUUCGCUGCAUGCAGCUCCCAAUUUUAUCUACCCCGGAGGGGUGAAAGGCUUGGCCGACCUCGGAGGGACUCGAGCCUACGACCUCGCGGAAGUUAGAAAUUAUUCUUUACCAACUGAGCUUUGCCGCUAUACGGAGCUAGAGAGAUGACUUAAAACCUGAAAUCUGAACAGACUGCUCACCAGCCUUGUUCUAUGAAGAAAAUGAGGGGAAAGAUGGCUUCAACCUAAAACUUUAUCGUUUUAAACAGUACCUGCUUCUAAAAAUGCAAAAUUCGGUCAAAAAUGGAAUGAUAGAUUUAACCUUAAAUUUUAUCAAUUUAAACAGAACUUUCUUAAAAAAAAAAGAUAUUCAUAUUGAUAUUGCUGCAGGCAACGUUCUGCGAGCCGUACAUGCAGCGGGUCCCUCGCCAGAAGCCGAAAACCCUCUCGGAAUGCUGGAUGACUGUCGCCAAAAUCGCCAACACCUGUUCAGCUUUGCGGCAGUGCUGCGAUCCUGCUGCGCGGUACUUUUUUUGUCUCGUUCAGUUAUUCACUAUAUGGUGUUCAUAGUAAUAGCUUGAUGGCUUGACGUUGAAAAUUUGAGCAGAGUAAUUUCAAGACGAGAAAAAUGAUCAAUAAAUCCAAUAUUUCUUCAAGAUGCGAGCAAAUCGCCGAGUACAGCGAGGCCGGGAGAACUGCGGCCGGCCUUCGGGAGGAAAUCGCCAUUCAACUCGCCGAGUGCAAAGAAAAAGGUGCUUUUCAUGGAAUGUUACGGGAUUUUUGUGGUUUUGACGUCUUCCCGCAAAGUUUUGUCUGAACUCCUGAAGUCGCGAAAUAACCGAUUUUGAGGGUCUUUUAGAGAUGGAGCCUCCAGCCUCCUUGGAGGUGUUCUUUUUCAGAAACUAGGGAUUUGUGAACAAAAAAGACUUUAAUUCAAAUUUCUAGACGCCCCUACACCAGCCGUCAACGUUUCUGCCCCUGAAACUGAAAAAUCGACCAAGCCUUCUAAAAAGAAGCAAAGGAUCAUCGAAAAACCACCAUUUUCGCUUUGUCUGCGAUACCUCGAGUGCCAGAAAAAGAGCCACGAAAUUAAAACCGAGUGCAGUUCGAUCCAAAAUGAAGAUGUAAACCUAAUAUUCGAAAAGGUUACGAAUGAAUUUCCCUUUCAGGCCUGGACAGUGGAAUCACUGAACGUCGACCUGCCCCUAGAAGGGAAGGCCAAGAAGUGCCGGGACAAGCUGAAAACCGACGCAACGCGGCUUCAGAAGAAGCGCCAGGAAGCCUUCGCCUACCUGGAUAAAUGCGUUCCUCACGCGAAUGUUACCAGGGAGUUUAUGAUACAGGUAAUAUUGGCGUAAAAAGGCUCCUUUUUUUGCUGCCUUUUUGGGCCAUUUCAUUGGAAAUUAUGCACCAUUUUUGCUGCCUUUCCCUUUUUCACCAUUUCUUGAGUCAUGAAAAUUCCAGAAAAAAUGGAAGGCUCGAUAAAGGGACUCUUUUUGUGGCCUUUUUGCGGCUUUUUCGAGCAUUUUUGCAGCCUUUUUGCGGCCUUUUUGCUGCCUUUCUGCAGCCUUUUUUGAGCCCUUCUUUUUUUAGCGGCCAUUGUCCAACAGUCCGACUUCGCUCGAGCAGUGAAAAAAAAAAUUAUAUAGAAUUUUUUUUUUUCGUACAGAAUUUUUUUUUCGUAUCUUUACUUAAUCACCUGUAUGCCGUUUUUUUAUAUUUCAAUAUCUUUCUUUUUGCUGAUUUUCAAAUUUGAUGAUAUUUUUCUUCCUCUACACAAAUUUUCGAAUGGCUUCUAGAAGAAAAAGUUUUUUCUAGGAAAGAAUCUGCAAAGCGAGCGUUCUGAAGAAGGAAACCAAGCCCGAAGUUCUGAGUCCCCAGAACUGUCGAAUGCAGUUGGCCAAGAAAAGAAGAGAAUGUUCAUUGCUACGGGAUUGCUGCGUUCAAGCUGAUGUGUACGUUGUUUGA